AUGCAAAACUCCCUGCAUUCGUCUACCUAUUCUUUACACCAGCUUGGGACACUCCACUUCCAGUACAAUGAUCCGCUGAAAGGAGAUCCUUCAGAUGACUAUGUGGUCACCGACAGGCGUGCACCUGCGAUGGAAGCCAUCCGGAUAGUGAAAAACGGAACGCGGUUCACCGGGGGUCAUUUUGUACUGUCUCUUCCGUGGAAGAAAGCCACUUAUUCCCGUUCGGGAAAUUAUGAAUCGGCGUUGGUCGGUUUGAAUCAACUCACUUGCCGUUUGAUACGUGAUGAAGCCCUACGAAACAGAUAUGUGAAACUGAUGAACCUAAUGAUCGAUAAGGGGUAUGUGAUCCAUGUCCCCGCCUACCAGCUUUACGAAGAAUAUCCGCCGAAAUUGUAUUGUCACCUAAUAUCCAUAAGCAACAUGUUUCUCGAAAUGAUUUCACCCAAUCCUAUCCAUCCUCGUCUGUGGCACAUGCUAACCAGCUAG
Molecule: messenger RNA, 486 nt
Organism: Echinostoma caproni
Lineage: Eukaryota; Metazoa; Platyhelminthes; Trematoda; Plagiorchiida; Echinostomatidae
Source: the annotation of a GenBank genome assembly